UCAUCCCGCAUUCCCCAACAGGAGAGACGUAGCGCAGAGCUCGCUACAUUAUAACCAAUCCUCGUGAAUCUAGAUUUGUGCAAAAGUGAGAAAAAAGAUUAAAUAGUUCCGGAGUAAAUUCAGGAUGAUGGAUCCUGAAAGUAUUGAGCUGCAGCCUGUAGAGAAGUAUAACACCAGCUACCUCAGAAAGGAUGAACUCGGUAGAGGGAAGUUUGGGGUCGUCUUCCAGAUUGAAGACAAAUCGACCGGAAACAUUAUGGCGGCCAAACACAUCAAAAUUCGAAAAGAAGAACACAAAAAAAGAGUAAAAGAGGAGAUUGGAAUCCUACAGAACCUAUCCAACCCUCAUGUUAUCAAGUUUGUAGAAGCUUUCGAGAAUAACAGGGAAUUGAUACUAGUGAUGGAAUAUCUAGACGGAGGAGAACUCUUUGAAAGAGUUGCCACGGAAGAUUUUAAUCUGACUGAGUCUGAUUGCUGCCUCUUCAUUAGGCAGCUAUGUCGAGGAGUAGAUUAUCUUCAUUCAAAACAAAUUGUUCAUUUGGACUUGAAGCCUGAGAACGUGGUGUGUACACACAAAGACAGCAACUCCUUGAAAAUCAUAGAUUUUGGUCUCGCUAAGAAGAUGUUACCCGAAGAAAAGUUUAAAAUGAUGGGAGGAACCCCUGAGUUUGUUGCCCCUGAAGUUGUCAACUAUGAGUUUAUAGAUUUGUCUACAGAUAUGUGGUCGGUUGGAGUUAUCUGCUAUAUUCUUCUCUCUGGAUAUUCACCUUUUAUGGGGGAAACUGAUUCAGAAACGUUCUCUAAUAUUUCAAGUGUAACCUAUGAUUUUGACGAGCCUGAGUUUGAUGAUAUCUCUACAAAUGCUAAGGAUUUUAUUCGGCGCCUCCUCUUAAAGAAUCCGAAAAACAGAAUGACCGCAAAAAUGUGCCUAGAUGAUCCUUGGUUACUGGAAAAGGAUAUUGGAAGCAAUGUGCUAAAAACUGAUAAUCUUAGGAAGUUUCUUGCGCGGCGUAGAUGGCAAAGAUGUGGUCAGGCAAUACGAGCAAUGAAGAGGAUGUCAGGUUUGAUGCUGAAAAGACAAUCUUCCUUGAGUUUAUCCCGAGCAGGUUCCAACGAUUCUCUGUGCUCCACGCCACCUCUCUCUAGAAGUAAUUCAAGAGAAGGAUCUCCUCUCCUUGAAAGAAAACAUAAACCAGAAGAGAAUGAUGUAUCAUCAGAAAGUCAAGAUCAAGGGGUCCCUGGAAUGAACCAAGGGGCCCCUGGUUCUUGUCGAGAUAGGGCCCCUAGGCUCAAUCUUUUAGAGUCCAGGCUGAGAGAAGAACUUAGUUUAGAAACCCUGGUUUUCAGAAAACAAGAUAUUGACGAAAAGAAUGAGAUAAAGAAGAAAGAAGACCCAGAAAAACUCAGAAACUAGAGUUCCAUCAUUCAUAAUUCUUUCUAUUCCUAUUUUUAUUCCUAACUUAUUCUUAUUCCUAACUUAUUCUUAUUCCUAUACCUAUUCUUAUUUCUAUAACUAUUCUUAUUCCAAAUCCUUCCUUCCCCAUAUUCUAAGUCCAUUCUUACAACUGCUACUAUUCUUACUCUUUUUUAACCUAUUCCAUGGAAUGUUAUCCUGCUAAUUAAGAUAUUUCUCCUAUUUUAAUCCUAAUGCUCGAGUAUGUUGUUUGUUUUGUAUCACUAUUCGUUUGAAAUAAUACAAAAAGAAAAAAGGAUAAGUAUUUAACCAAGAACACUUCUCCUAUACUUCCUUGUGUUUAAUUUCCUAGAAUUCCUUGAAUCUAUUUCAUGGAUUUGUAACUUGAAUCAUGCUAAAAUUUCAAUAUCUAUUCUUAUUUAUCUAUUUAUUUAUGGUGACAUUAUUUAUCUAAAAUAAAAUUAAGAAAUUAAUUCAUUUCUGAACGAGAAGAUGGGUAUUAUCAUUUAGUCCUAAUAUAUAAUUUCUUGAUUGAUUUACGUGGGUUUGUGUAUUUGAAUUUUUCCCAUAUUUAAUAUAUUGAUGUCAAAUAAAACUAUUUUGGUUUCUUUAUUUGAAAGGGUGAAAUAUUUUAAAAUUAAAUAUUGGUUUAAUCAUAUCAAAAACUUGACUUUAGAAAUAUUUUUAAAUCUUCUUGUUACGUCUUAUUUUGAAGAUUCUUAAUAAAGGAAUUAAAAUAAGUUUAAAAUUGGAGUAUUCAAAACUAAACAAAUUCAAGAGAAAAGAUUAAAAUUCAUUAAAAAUUAAAAUUUUAUUUAGUUUUAUUAUUAUUUGACAUUGUUACUAUUAUAUGUGCAGUAACUAUGUUACUUGUGUACAGUAACUAACUAUUAUACUGUAACGUUUAUACUUGAAAGUUAACAGUUUUCUUAUUAAGUUGCUAAACUGUCGCCAGAAUUAACAAUAAGACUUUGUACAAAAACAUUGUUUAAAUAUCAUAAAAUAAAUAUUUUAAGAUUGUA
Messenger RNA from Eurytemora carolleeae, 2436 nucleotides. Its product is annotated as myosin light chain kinase family member 4. The record is from RefSeq and is a predicted model, not a curated record. Lineage: Eukaryota; Metazoa; Arthropoda; Copepoda; Calanoida; Temoridae. Gene Ontology annotation, molecular function: protein serine/threonine kinase activity; ATP binding. Bases 125 to 1414 code for a protein of 429 amino acids. Gene Ontology annotation, biological process: intracellular signal transduction; protein phosphorylation; positive regulation of apoptotic process. Gene Ontology annotation, cellular component: nucleus; cytoplasm. The transcript has 18 exons.